Molecule: messenger RNA, 13125 nt
Organism: Drosophila melanogaster (fruit fly)
Lineage: Eukaryota; Metazoa; Arthropoda; Insecta; Diptera; Drosophilidae
Gene: Tdg
Product: thymine DNA glycosylase
Exons: 6
Coding region: 578-5794 (1738 amino acids)
Biological process (GO): epigenetic regulation of gene expression; base-excision repair, AP site formation; DNA repair
Cellular component (GO): nucleus; nucleoplasm
Molecular function (GO): SUMO binding; G/T mismatch-specific thymine-DNA glycosylase activity; DNA binding
Source: RefSeq, marked reviewed
CUAGUCUUUCUAUUUGCGGCGUUAUUGGUGUUGGUUGCUGUUUGUGGUUCGUCGUGCAUGAGCAGCAGAAAGUGGAAAAUUAUAAUAAAUCUCAUCCAGAAUUCUGUUUUGAUUCCGAUACAUCGCGAAUUUAAAUUAACGACUAAACGUGCAACGGUGCUGUGAGGCAAAUUAAUAAAUUCUGCGGCAUACUACUGUUCUUCGGGUGUGUGUGUAUUCAUACACGACAUGUGUGCACAUACAUAUGUCUGCAUGUACAUUCGAAAUUGAAAUUAUGCAAAAUGUGCAUCAUACUGCGAACGCUAGUUAAGGAGCAGUGCUUCAAUUGCUACUUCGAUGGAAAUGUAACUGUUACGUACUGUGUUCGCGAUUUCCCCCGUACUUAUCCUGUGCCUAAACCGUCGAGCGAAACGCAGGCUUAUAGCGCAUCUGGCACAUAACACGGUUCACGAAAGAAUUUUUUCAAACCUAAAGAAUUGUUAAUUUGAUCGAACUAUCAUAUUUGAUGGGGAUGCUACUGUAUGUAAUUGAAAGCGAUCAUAGUUUUCUUCCUAAAUGGACGCUUAAUAAAUAGGAUAUGCAAGAGGAAAGUGGAAGCACUCCACUGUUAAGUAGUUCCUUCUCUUACACGCCUACAGUAGCGCCAUUAGUCUUAAAAAUAGCUCUUAUACAAGCAGCUAGAUCAUUUGCUGCCUCUAAAUAUACCAUUAAAGUUCUGCUUUCUUUAAACUUAGCUUUGUCUGAGCAAGCAAUAGUUCAGAAGGCAGUAAAACCUAUUUGCACCGUAAUGGCAUCAGAGGUGGAUGCGAGUUCGGGACCAGAAGAUGGGACCGUACCAACUUUGAUGUCAUUAACACCAUACAUAACUAAUUUAGAACAUGGCAACAAUGAAUCAGGCAAGUAUGUCUCUGGCCUGCCCAAUAAUCGCAAACGACAGAAGCUGUCCAUUCUUGAACACAACACCAUUCAGAACAAUGAUGUGGAUAAUACGGAAGUCGAGCCCAAUAUGGAUCCGAAAUCAAAAAUGUCAGACACCAAGUCAAAUAAAUAUUCCGAAAUGGAGAAGCAUUUGAAUGACAACAGUAAGAUCGUCAUUGAAGGGACAAUAUCUAUAGGCAACUCAAAAAGAAAAAGUCCAGAAAAAUUAGUGCCAUAUGAUAACGAUUGCUAUAUGCCCCCAGAGCAGGCACUGGUCACUAGCGUGGAGUUAGUCGUUCCUGCCCCUCAAACACAUUCAUCGAACACACCGGGCAGGCAAUCUGAGGAGCCCAAUCUUAGCACUCUGGGCGAAUCCUCGACUACACCGUCAUCGACUAUUGAUAACAAAUUGCAAUACAGUACGGCUGGUCUGUAUAAUUCUACUAGUUCCACAAGUAUAUUAGCAAAUGAUAAAAUCGUUGGUUGUGCAAAUGACUCUUCCAAUUUGAACUUAAGAAUUCCUACUAAGUUAGUAGUAACGACAGCAUCAGGUGAUAUUUUGAUUGAUGAUCGAAGGGCUUCUUUAUGGACACCUCACCAUGACGAAUCCGGCCAAAGGCAGCAACGCACAGGAACAGCAUCGAGUGACACGAAGCAAGAGCCCAUGAAUGUAAGCUCAGAGCUGUCAUACCACCACCAGAAUCGUCACUCCGAACUUUUGCUACAAAUCGAGAAAGAAAGCUCUGGUUCAUUUUUACAAGCAAGUCCAAUUCCAUUGCAGGAUAACCAUAAUAAUGCAGCAUCGGGCCAGUUUGGCCAAACAGAAGAGACUUCCAAUAUUGACAGUCAGUCGCACAAUAAUUUUUAUGCCCAAAUGAUGCAGCCGCAGCACCUUCUUCAUAAUCAGCAUCAACAAAGCAUGCAUGAACACAGUCCUCGCCAUCAGCAGCCUGCAAGUUAUUCUGGCUAUAUCACUCAUUAUCAAAAUCCUCCGAUGUUUGGUGCUCAUCAAAGUGAGCAUCAUCAACGUCUUAACCAACAGCAGCAACCACUUCAGCAUCUAUUGGAUUGCCACGGGCAUUUAGAGCAAUCGACUCCUAUUUCCCAACAAAAUCAACAUCAUUUGUCACAGCAGAUCCAUCAGCACCAACAUCAGCAGACACACCAACGAUUGCCAUUGCGCGAAAACUAUCAUGAUAUUAUUAUGGAUGAUUUCCAUGAAGAACCCAGCCAUGCCUUCAAAUUAACGCUCUCUCCAAGCAACACAAAACCUGAGAAUCAAGAUGAUGGUUAUGAGACAAGUGCUGGCGACGUUUUAACACCAAAUUCGCAUAGUUCGUCCACACACUCCAUUACUCCUCAGCAUCAAAUGCAACAUUCGAAUAUCGUGCUUAUGACGCAAAACCAGAAGAAGUCUGAUGAUUUGCAAUUGACAAAAGUUACACUCUCCGGGGAAGCUCACACUGACCCCAAUGCUUGCUCAUCAAACAGUAGUCAAGGACAGGUUCUCGCCUCCCAAUCUCAUCUAGAACUGAGUGAGGGCACUCGAUGCUCAAGUCAUGCGUCUGUUGUCGAUCCCUACAGUUUUAUGGGUGAGGAGUUGCACAUGCAUUCACCAUCACAUCGUCAUUUGGAUGCUGUCACAACUGGGCCAGGGCGGUAUGGGAUUUUAGUAUCAAAUGAUACUCCCGAAUGUCUAAGCAGAGAAAUGUAUCGACACAGUCAACAAAGUACAACUGUAUUGGAACAAACUGAUAGCUCUUCGUGCGGCAUAAAUUUCAAGCCAAUGCCAAAAAAAAGAGGCCGCAAAAAGAAGCUAGUAGCUGUUAAUGCUGAUACCUCACAAAUGACAACGCCAGUCGAUCAACAAAAGGUGUCUGCUGGCAGAGCAGAUUGUGAAGAUGGUGGUGGCGAUCAAGCUGCAAAACCCAAGGAACGCAAAAAACAUGACAGAUUUAAUGGAAUGUCCGAGGAGGAAGUGAUUAAACGGACAAUUCCAGAUCAUCUAUGUGAUAACCUUGAUAUCGUUAUAGUCGGGAUAAAUCCUGGGUUAUUUGCAGCAUACAAGGGACACCACUACGCAGGUCCAGGCAAUCACUUCUGGAAGUGUCUUUACUUAGCAGGACUUACUCAGGAGCAGAUGAGUGCUGAUGAAGAUCACAAGCUGAUAAAGCAAGGAAUAGGAUUUACCAAUAUGGUUGCUCGAGCCACGAAAGGAUCUGCUGACCUUACAAGAAAGGAAAUAAAAGAGGGCAGCCGAAUUUUGCUAGAAAAACUUCAGAGGUUUCGCCCAAAAGUAGCCGUUUUUAAUGGCAAACUAAUAUUUGAAGUGUUUUCGGGAAAAAAGGAAUUUCACUUUGGUCGCCAACCUGAUCGUGUUGAUGGCACGGACACAUUCAUUUGGGUGAUGCCCUCAUCUUCAGCACGAUGCGCACAGUUGCCGCGCGCCGCUGACAAAGUACCGUUUUAUGCGGCUCUAAAAAAGUUUCGCGACUUUUUGAACGGACAGAUACCCCAUAUCGAUGAAUCAGAGUGCGUGUUUACGGAUCAAAGAAUCCGUCUAUGUAGCGCACAGCAACAGGUGGAUAUCGUUGGUAAAAUUAAUAAAACACAUCAACCUCCUCUUGGCGAUCAUCCAUCCAGUUUAACAGUAGUAAGUAACUGUAGUGGUCCAAUCGCAGGGGAUGCGGAGUGUGGAAUUGUCGCCGAGGAGUCAGAUCAGGUUCAAUCGGAGAAAAUGAUUCCCCAAAUGGAUCCCACAGUGCCAUCUUCAAGUAAUGCAACUGAUGGGAAAUCGUUUUCCUAUACGGCAGAAAAUACACCCUUACUCCCAGUGUCUAAUCAUAAUCCUUCAAUUAAUGAAAACAAUUACUUAUCCGUGAUGGGUUCUCAACAGCCCUUGUCGCAGCAACCACUAGAGAAGAAAAAACGGGGCCGUCCGAAGAAAAUAAAGGGACAAGAUAUUAUUGAUCAUUCCGUCGGCGGAAAAGCUUCAAUUGCCGGACAGCAUAUACCCAGUCAUGAUUUCAAUAAUAUUCUUAACCUUUCGGUGAUGUCUGGCGGUGGCACCAUUGAAACUCCAAAAAAAAAGAGAGGCAGACCAAAGAAACUUAAACCCGCAAUUGACAACAUAAUGACAGUUAAACAACUUCAACAUGGUAAUAACAAUUUAAACACAACAGCAGGGUUGUCGGCAAGCUCAAUGCAUCCAAUAUCCAUGGAGCAUAUUGCAGCGUCUCCGCAAAGCAGUCAUCAAAUGCCGCCAAGUUUGUACAAUACGCCCCCACCGUCUCACCUUUUGUACACUGCAUCGGCAUCACCGAUGGCCUCUCCUGCCCUUAACUGCAAUUACACUCAAGUACAUGGACAUGGAACUCCACCGGUAGGGCAAGUGGCUUCUGUUGCUCAGGGCUCGUCACCUGUCAUCGAUACGCAAAACGACCAUCUUGCUCAACAAAAGCAAUCCCACCAUGGAAAUCUAGGCGCUGGACUAGAUAUGCGGGAUCAUCCGCACUUGGGUGAAACCCCUCCGCCGAGUUCGCCAAAUAUGUGUUCAACAGUCGACUUCGAUCCACCAGACGAACACUCAGGCUCUCAAGUGGGCUCACGGGUGCAAAAUAAAGCAGUUGAAUUGGAUCAUCAACACCCUCAAAUAAUGGAGAAGGUCCAGUAUGAUAGCCCUGUACCUAAUACCGAGGCGAACCCAGCUCAUCCUCACGAAAAUUACCAGCAAUGGCUUUCGCCUCAUCCUCACCAAAGUAAUCAACCAGCACAAAAACUGACACAUCGGCAACAACAUCCACCUAUGCACCAUUUCCAUCAGGAGCAGACGGAGAACUGGCAGCGUUACGAAGAACAGAAUUCAAAUCCCUAUAUGGUGAUCUCUGCUCACCACCAGCAUUUGAGUCCACGACUUGGAAAUCAAACCCAUCAGAAUUCCUCCCCAUCUGGUCAUAUCUCCUCAGAUGUUGCUCAUAAAAGCUUAUGUGGACUCGAAUCGCUGGUUGAUCAAAUACCAGCCAUCAGAGAACAAGAUUGCAGCAAUAUACCAUUAGCGACAGUAGCGGCAGCUGCGGCUGCUGUGGAAAGUCGUAUCUUGAGCUUGCAGCACCAGCAUCAACAUCCCCUCCAACCACAUCAACAAAACCAACAAAAUCAACAGCAGCAACUAAAGCAAUGCAAACAAGAGAACUCGGCGCAUAGAGAAUCUUGUAGACCUACAAGUGAGAAUAGCAAUGUAAGCAAUAGCAAUUUUUCAGUAAGCAGUCUAGCCGCUUCUGCUUCGUCUGCAAGAACUGACAACGCUAUAUAUGGAAAUGGAGAAACAAAGGGCAACAAUGAAAGUAGCCAUCAUAACAGUUGUGACACCAAUAUUGACUAUCCCAUUCAUAAUCAAUCGGCUUAUCAUCAUACACCUCAUUUGAUUGGUAGCGCCCUGGGCACGAAUGUUAAUAAUUCUGAGCCUAAUCUUCAUACGAUUUCCCAUCCUCAUCCACCUCACCCACAUCCGCAUUCAAUGUAUGUGGACCAAGCGCACCACAUGGCACAUAUCCCUUCCGUAAAUGUAAAUUCAAUGUACGGCCCUGCGUAUGGAUCCCAUCCACAGCAUACUACAGGAGAAUACCCAGGAACACACGGUCACUAUAGUCUGGGCGGUAGCGUUCAGACUGCUGUGCCUACAAGCUCUGCAACUUUACAUGUUCCGAGUCCAAAUUAUCCAUUUGGACACCACCCAUAUGGUCAUACGCCACCCCAAGCAAACUAUCCAAGCUAUACUCAUCCACAUACUCACCAUCACCAUAGCCAUCCCUCACACCAUUUGACCGUGUUUGAUCACUUAAAGCCGUCCGACAUAAGUGGAUACGGCGGUUUUUGAUUAAAAAAAUAGGAAUAUGAAUCUGCAACCGAUUUAAUCGCAACUACUCGAAUACAGCGACUUGAUGUAAAUGUAAAUCUUUUACGAUUUUGCGUCCCGCCGCAUCUCAGCAAUAUUUAUCAAUCUCCGGCAUUGCCGAUUUUACUUUAAGGAUUUUUUAGAUCUUAUAUACAAUAAGAUAACCAAAGACUCCGCCUAAUCUAAUUAUUCUAGCUUUACUUUCUAAAAUUACAAAAUAUUACAUAUGAUAGUGUUUACUUAAAUUAUAUACGUAACAUACAGAAAAGUACGAUCCCGAAACAAUUGUUUGUACUUAAAUCAUUUAAGCAUACUUUAUUUUACUCACACACAAAUAUUGCGAAACUUACUAGUAUAUAAUAAAGUUUUAAAAUAAUAAAAAUCUUUUGUUUAAUACAAAACAAAGUUAUACUUAAAUCCGCAGCCCACAAAAACUACAUUUUGCAGUUGUCAACCCAGUUCAUGAAGUUAUAAUCUAAGAGCUGUUUCCACCAAAAAUAUUAUAUGAAUUUCUAUUGUUUUCACCUAAAAGCGCUUUUCUGCGGACAUAACAUGAGAAUGGAGUGUUCAUAGAACAGCUACAAAAAUGACAAUGUAAUUUCGUGUAUUUAUAUGAGAGUAAUUAACAUUAAUUUUUUUGGUAAUAUCUCCUUUAAAAUUGGAAAAGACCACAAUCCCAAAAUUAAAAAAACAACCAAGAAUCUGUUGGGUCCUAAUUGCCAUUUAAAAACGCCUAAAUUUGGAAUUUGUAUAUCCACAUUUGGAAUUCGUGAAUCGUAAUCAAUAAGUUUUUGGGUCCCAUCAUUUUAUUUAACAAAUGUAUCAUUUUAUAGUAAAGUGUAACCAUGCAGACAAACGGAUAGCAAGAAUUCUCAUUAUAACUAAAAGUUCAAAGUAAUUUCCAACAUAAAAUGUUGCGUAUUUUAUAUUUGUAUGCAUAAUGAGACUUGUAUAUCUAAUUUUAUACCCGUUACUCCUAGAGUAUAAUGGUAUACGUUGAAAAGUAACAGGCAGAAGGAAGCGUUUCCGUGUGUAUGAAGUUCGAGAUCUAAAGAACUAUAAAAACUAGAAGGUUGAGAUUAAGCAUAAAGAUUCUAGAGACAUACGACCACAAACCACCAAAAACUGCCACGCCCACAUUUUUAACAAAUGAUAUAAUUUUUUUGGUUUAAAUCAUUUGUUUUUCCAUUUCUAUCGAGAAUACCCAAUUUCUACCGAUAUUCCUGAAAAAUGUUGAAAUUUCUCGGCCCCACUUGAACUAGCUAACGGUUAUCUGAUAGUCGGGGAACAUUGACAUAAUUUCUGCAUGCUAUAUAUUCUGAAGUUAAGUGUUUUAUAUAGCAAGAUAAAAAUUACCACAAAUUUCAAAUGCGUUUAGGUUACCUGAGCGUGUGAGUGUAAUUUUUCUUAAUAUCAAUUCUUAUUUGAAAAUUUCUUUCCAAUAGAAUGUACAAUUAUUUUGAAUUAACCAGAGAACCAAGUCUUUGGACAUGUGUCGCAUCGGUGUUGUACUUAAAAAACACACAUCGAGAUAGAUUUUAAGCCUACUAUUAAGGAAAUUUGAUGUAUAUAUUGACAUUGUAGAUUUAAUUAUGCUCUAUUAGUGUACUACAUCUUCGAAAGUAAAUGCAUUCUCGGGCAUUUUGGGAAUUUUAGGAAAAUUACGUUACUUUUUAAAGUUAUAGAACAAAUUGAUUUAUUGAAACUCACACAAUUUUUAUGUUUUGUACAUAUUUAUUUAAACAAAACUAAACUAAUAAAAAAUAAGAAGUCAUAAGAUAACUAGCGGUAAAAGCAGUUUUAAAAGUUGCAAUCAAUAAACAUAAAUCUUUACAAAUUGAACUAACCACAUGAAUUUUCGAUCUAAUACAAAUUUAAAUAUUGUGUUAUUAAACUUUCGUGAAAGGAUCAACAUAAAACUUUUAUACCCAUUACUCGUAGAGUAAAAGGGUAUACUAGGUUCGUUGAAAAGUAUGUAAGAAGGAAGAGUUUUCGACUAUAUAAAGUAUAGAAAUAUUCUUGAUCAGGAUUAGUCCGUAUGAACGUCGAGAUCUUAGGAACUAUAAAAGCUAGAAUGUUGAAAUUAAGCAUAGUUUCCAGAGACAUAGACGCACAUAAAGCCCACAAACCGCCCAAAACUGCCACGCACACUUUUAAAAAAUGUUUUGUUUUUUUUUUUAUAUUUUUAUUAGUCUUGUAUUUCUAUCGAUUUGCAAAGAUUUUUUGCACACGCCCACAAACCGCCCAGAACAGCCACGCCCAAAAAAUGUUUUUGUUUUUUAUUUUUUCCUAUUUUAAUUAGUCUUGUAUUUUUAUCGAUUUGCCAAACAACUUUUUGCCACGCCCAUAAUAACACCCACAACCCGCGCAAAAGUGCCACGCUUACACGUUUAAAAAAUGUUUUGAUUUUUUUUAGUUUUGUUGUUUGUCUGGCCAAUUUCAAUCGGUAUACCAAAAACACUUCGGCAACGCCCCUUCUUACACUUGCAAACAGCCCAAAACUUUAUUUUAUUCCCCAAUAUCUAUUGAUAUGAUGAAAUUUCGCGUUAGCGAAAUCUGAUAGUCGGGGAAGUUUUUUUGUUUAGGUUCCUUAAGUGUAUUUAAACUAUUGUAAACUCCGGUUUUGUGAAAAUUUAAAAUAAAUUUUAGUAAACCACAUUAACAAAUUCGUUACUUGUGAUUUUUAUUAAAAAGUUUGCUUUAUAUAUUAUAUAAAAACCAUGCAGUUUUUUUACAAUAAAAUUAUCUAAAGUCAAUUGUAAAUGUUUAGAGCUAUCUAAUCGGACCAACAAACGUGUUUUUGUUAACUAGAAUUCUUUUUCUUUUAGUGCAACCUAUGUCGUUUUGAAUUAAACUUAUAAUUUGGGUACUGCAGUUUUUUAUUAUAAAAUUGGGCGAUUGUGUUGCUGCCUUAGGUAAAGUCGGAAGGUUAAUUAAAAAUGUAUCAUUGAUUCGAUGAUUUAGAUAAUAACCGUUUUUGUUCUUAUAUAUAUAUUUUUAUACCCGUUACUCGUAAUGAGAAUGGUUUAAUAGAUUCGUUGAAAAGUAUAUACAUAUAUACAUUUGUAUGUAUAUACUUUCAUAUACACUAUUUGGCAUCGUGUUACUGCUACCACAAUUUUAAAACCAGUUUCGCGUAUAAUUUCUGUAAGGCUGCUUGCCUGAAGCAAGCUUGCGUUACGCUUUAGUUAACGCUUUUCAGAACCGUGUCUACUGAAAGGCUUUUAAGACCCAUGUAAUUAUUUUGUAACAACUGUGCCGACUAAUUAGUAUUUCUUUUUAAACUUCCAAUAUGGUUCAACUCCUAUGUAGAGUUCUUUCAUACCUUAUAGAGCAAACUUGACAAACAAAUGAUAAAAAAGGUUUAGGUCAGUAAAAUAGGAUACCUUAAUUAUUGUAUGUAUUUUAAUUUAAUUUAAUUUUGUAAGAUAUAUAUUUUUUUGAUACAAGGUUUAUUUAAAUUGAUUGUUAUACUCGUUACUCACAGAGUAAUAGAUUGUACGAGAUUCAUUUACCAGGUAGAUGAAAGCAUUUCCAAUCCUAUAAAGCAUAUAAAGCUUUGGAUGACAGUGACGCAUCGCAGCAGGAGUGCUGUCUUUAUUAGAUUAAGAUUCAUAAUCGAGUCGAACUGGCCAUUUCCGUCCGUCUGAGGGCUCAUCUUGUUGUAUUUAAACACGUUACUCGUAGACUAAAAAGGUGUUGAAAAUUAUGAACAUGUAGAAGGAAGCGUUUCCGAUUCUUCUUAUUCGGGAUCAAUAACAGAGUCGAUCUGGCCAUGUCCGUCAGUCCUUCCGUAUGUACAAGAUCUCUGAAACCAUAAAAACUAGAAGUUCAAAAUUAAGCAUACAGACUCUAUCGACAUAGACACAGAGCAAGUGUGUUGUCCAGUGUUGCCACGCCACUGCGGUUUGUGAGCGUGGACGUGGCAAACAUUUUUUUGGUAAAUCGAUAAAAAUGUACAAGAUAAAUAGAAAUUAAAAAACAUGAAAAUAUUUUUAAAAGGUGUGGACGUUGCAGUUUGGGGGGCGUUAGAGAGGGCGUAGGAACAUUUUAAAACAAACUUUCGCUGCGUCUACGCCUUUGGAGUCUGCAACUCUCUAGCUUUAAUAGUUCCUGAGAUCAAAACGAUCAUACGAAUAGAGGGACAGGGCCAGAUCGUCUCGGCUAUUGAUCCUAAUCAAGAAUAUAUACACCUUAUGAGAUAAAUCGCUGGUUGACUUCUUGUUUGUUUGAUGAAAAAGAUGAGAAUUUUUCCGAAGCUUAAGAAGAGCUGGAAAGGGAAGUGUUCUUGCCGCGAAAAAGAAAUAGAAAUCCCUCUGACAAUAUUAAUUAAAUUAGAAAUUUGCCACGCUGUGAAGAAGAUAUUUGCGUCCAUAAAGCUGAAUACUCAAAUUUCGAGACGAAUAAUAAUAUUUUAUUUAAACUAAGAAAAACUGGAAAAAUCAGCUUAGAAAAAAUCGCAAAGAAAGUGAAAACGGAGGCUUAAUGAUAGAUUUAUAUGUGUUCUAUUUAGCCAAUCAUAUUUUCGUAGUUCCGAGAUCUUAAAGUUAAUACGGAACGGCGGACGUGGCCACGCAACCUUAUUGAAUUGGUCCAUUCUGUUUCAUAUUUCUCAACGAAUCUAGUAUUUCCGAAAUCGCGCAAAUUACUGAUAUUAGGAAAAGUCUUUUGAUGUCAUAGGUGUAAGAAAAAACAAGUGUAUCUGGUUCAUAUUUUUAUUCAUUUAUAAUUUUAUAAUAUAUGCACAUCUGCCAAUUAUUAAAUAUAUAGGAACUUUAUUUAUACUUCCUACUUUUGUAAGUUUUACCCAGUAUUUGGAGUAACUUUGAUUAAUUAAUAAGUUGACAAUAAAAUUACUUAUACGCUUUUGUUUACUUAUACUAAAUAUAAGAAACAUUUGUUGUCAUAUGGUAAAUAUUAUUUCAAGUGAGAAACUAAGAGCAUACGAUUGUGCAAAAUGUGUUGAGUAUUUCCGAACACACAAAAUAUAUGCCUAAUUUGUAAAAAAAAAAAAAAAUAUGAUUGUAAUGUCUAACUUAAUAAAUGUUUUCAAACCAACGGGAAAAAAAUAGUUUUAAGGUUUUUUUUAGUGAUAUUUGUGAUAUGUUGUAUAUUUAUACGUACAUACAUCGGUAUGUGUGGUGGCUAUCAGUUGAGCAAUGAAAGUUUUGAUAUCAUCUUAUAAUCUCAUAUUAUUUUGUGUGUUGCUUAUGGAAUAAUGUUUUAAAUAAGAUUGUUUAAAAAAAGCUAAAGACGAUUAUUUCGAAGUCAUAAUUUUAGAAAACAAAUAUAUGUAUAAAUAUAUUAUAUAUAUAUAUAUAUAUAUAUAUAUAUUAUAUAUAUUAUAUAAUAUAUGUAUAAAUAUAUUAUAUAAAUAUAUAUAUGUAUAAAUAUAUAUAUAUAUACAUAUUAUUUAUAUAUAUAUAUAUUAAUAUAUAUAUAUAUAUAUAUUAAUAUAUAUAUAUAUAUAUAUAAAUAGAUAAUAUAUAAAAUAUAAAUACAUAUAAUGUGUAAAAUAUAUUAUAUAAAUAAUAUAUGGGGUGUUAGUAUGGUAUUCUGUCCAUAUCUGUGUUUGUUGGCAAUUGUGAAGGCUUAAGUACAUGUAUUUAAAUGGGAUUUCAAACAUUCACAUAUUUAUAUAUGACAUUAUUUCUACAUAAAUUGCCUGUCACUUAUUUAUGGUGAGAUGAACAGAAAAUCUUGUCAUAUAUAGUAUUCCUGAACUUACACGUAAAUAUAUUUGUAUAUCUUUUUAUUAAAUUCUAUAGGAACUUCUUAGUAGAUUCUUAUGUUUCGCAACAUAUGUUAUAUUGAGUUGCGGUUAACAAUAAACUUAUACAUAAACGAGUACUAGGACGUAUAAAUGUACGUUAUUCAGAAUGAAAUAAAAUAAAUAUAGGGCUGUAUAUUUAAUUUUUUUAUAUUUUAAUUUUCAGUCAAAUAUUAUUUUCUUUUAAAAAUGUUGUAACUCUUUAUGGUCUAAAUUUGUCCUUUCAAAUUAUUAAUAGUUACAUUGACAAGGAAUAUUUUAAAAUUAUAUAUGUAAGUAAACGUACCAUAUAAGCUGAGAUUUCGCUUUAAAUUCUAUGUUGUGUAUUGGAAGAUUUAAGAAAAGGUUAUACAAUUGUGAAAUAGUAACCCCUGUCACUCCCAGAAGUAAGUUUUUUAAACUUAAGUUAUAAACAAAUUAAUGAUUGGAAAUAAAAAUUUAUUUAAUAAUUUUUCAACUGUGAAUGAAUUGCUUAAUACGGCAUAAUAAUUACUUAACAAGGAAACUGUGAUAUAGGUCGAAACAAAAUUCAUGAUUUAACUAAAGCCCCUUUCCUUAUCUCACUGCUCUUCCGAUUUCUUUUCAUACGGAAAUUGGAAUUUUCUGCAGAACAAAUUAUUGGCACGAUUCUCUCACCAUAAGAAUGACGUAAAUAAUAUAAAUUUCUUUAAUAUUGUACAGUGUUUCUAAAUAAAAUAGGAACCACGUAUGUAUAUAUUUCAGCUUUUAUAUUCGGCAUACUGAAGCAGAUCUUAGUAUUCAUUGGCUACAUUCUAAUAUAAAAACAAAGGCAAAAGCAAUCAAAUGCUAGGAACUCAGUUUACAUUUCACUAAAUCUAGUUCAUUAUAUAUGUAUCUAUAUGAUAUCAUAUUUUUGUUUGGAGCGACUUGUUAUUUUAACUUAUCAUGAUAACGCCCUCCAUCUUGAAUUGUUAAGGAUUGCCUCAAGUGUGUAUACCUUAAGUUUAUUGCUAAUUUAUAUUUCGAAUAGUUAGGAACACUUCCGUUUAAUUUAGAGAUUCUUACUAAUGUUGGAAUAGGUUUUCGCAAGAAUUCAAUACAUAUAUCUGUAGAUUGAUGGAAUGUCAAUGUUUUUGUAAACUCUUUAAAAUAGGAACUUUUCAGUUUUCGUAGUAUGGUUGUUUUUUUUUGUUUGUAUUUUUGUAGGGUACGCAUAUUUCGUGUGUCAUAAUGCAAAUACUUUUCCUUUUGUAGUCUGCAAGGUACAAUAUGUUUAACGGUUUAGAAAACGAUAUGUGUAUCAACUUACCUAAAUUUUAACCACUAUCCACGGUUAUAAGGCCAUAUAAACACUCAGAUUUACUUUCCACCUAUAACUAAUAAAAUAAGAGUUACUGAUUAAGCUAUCAGCCAUUGAAUAUAUCAUUAGAUGAUUGUGUUACACUACUUCAACUGAAAACUUUUAUUCAAUAUUAACUUUACAAACCAAACUAUUAUUAAGACAACGACUAAAUAAUAAUAAAAACGCAAGUUAGUAAUUAAAGAAUUUGAAUAAAAUUAAAUGUUUAUUUUGUACAUGUUU